AUGAAUCCAGAAGGUUCAUCCAUUCCACUUACACUUCCGUUGUUUGAUGGUAAAAGUUAUCAUCUCUGGGCUUUUAGAAUGGAAGCCUAUCUCGAAGUAGGUGAUUUGUGGGAAGCUGUUGAAGAUGUGUACGAAGUCGAACCCUUGCCGGACAAUCCAACGGUUGCUCAAAUAAAAAAUCACAAAGAAAGGAAGCAGAGAAAGUCAAAAGCAAAAGCAACUUUGCUUGCAGCAGUUUCAUCCACCAUUCUAGCCAGAAUAAUGACACUUAAAACAGCCAAUCAGAUUUGGGACUUUUUGAAACAAGAGUAUGAAGGAAAUGAAAAGGUUAAAGAUGCUAGAAUUGUUCAAAAAAUUCUAGUCACAAUACCUGAAAAGUUUGAAGCCACAAUUGCAUCUCUGGAGAAUUCAAGGAAUUUGUCAAGCAUUACAUUGGCUGAAUUGUUGAAUGCACUACAAGCACAAGAACAAAGGAGGCUUAUGAGGCAAGAAGGGUAUGUUGAGGGUGCUUUUCAGGCCAGAUCACAGAAUUACAAAGGAGGCAAAAAUAACAAGAAGAAGCAGAGCAACAACAAAAAUGGCCAAAGCAGCAAGACACGACAUGUGGAAAGAAUAUGCAAGACUCAACAACAACAACAAGGAGAAGCCAAGGCUUCUGAAGAUCAGCCUAUGGAGGAGCAGCUAUUUGUAGCAUCAUGCUUUGCAACCAACACCACUACGGAGAGCUGGCUUAUAGACAGUGGUUGCACAAAUCACAUGGCUUAUGAUCGUGAACUUUUCAAAGAAUUGGACGAGACAACUAUUUCCAAAGUCAGAAUUGGAAAUGGAGCACUUAUUGCAGUAAAAGGCAAGGGAACGGUUGCAAUUGAAGGCCACUCAGAUGCAAACAACAUAGAAAUGAUCAAAGUUCAAAUGAAAGGCAAGAGUUUUGUCUUGGACUUGAUGAAUGAGGAGCAGCAAGCAGUUGUACACAAAGAGGAUGAUAAUACAAUGCUUUAG
Glycine soja is the source of this 999-nucleotide messenger RNA. RefSeq lists its product as uncharacterized. Bases 1 to 999 code for a protein of 332 amino acids. Lineage: Eukaryota; Viridiplantae; Streptophyta; Magnoliopsida; Fabales; Fabaceae. The record is from RefSeq and is a predicted model, not a curated record. The transcript has 4 exons.